AAAUAAGAAGGAAGGAAAGAAAAAGAGAAGGAAGACACAAGCACGGCAGACACAGUGACAGCGGCAUCUUUCUUUCCCCCGUUUUUACCAAUACCGGGAUGGAGGGAGAAAGGUGGUCACAUAAUCUUGCGCCCCACAUUAACUCCUGUGUUGUUGAAUCCCUAUGCAACAUAACCGACGUUUGCUUCCUCCGUGAGAGUCUUUACACAAUCCAAACCCAUUUGGUGGUCCACUUGUUGGUCUAAAAGUUCCUUAAAUCUUGCCCGUCUUCAUCACCACCAUCGCUAAAAGCUCGAGCUGAUAGUACUGUGCACUCCAAUGAUAUGCUACCAACGGUGUAGCCCCUUGAAUUUUCGGCCAGCAAAUGGAGAAUCCCAUCACCCGAAGUUGCGCUCAUCAUAUCUGGUUUGCGAUUCUCGUCUCUUUCCUCUUGUUCUCUAUUCUUCUCUGUUUUGAUUACUCCGCUACAUUUGAUGGUCCCGGCAUUAGUGGGGCCUCUUUCCCAGUCAACAAACCAGUGUUGGUUAUGAUGAAGAACAAGACCAGCAGUGACGCUGAUCCUUCCUGCACUGGUCGAUACGUUUAUAUUCAUAACCUUCCAGGUCGGUUCAACCAUGACUUGCUCCAGAAUUGCCAGGUUCUCACCAGAGGAACUGAUAAACCCAACAUGUGUCCGUACAUGGAGAACUUGGGUUUGGGCCCAGAGGUCGGGAACAAUACUGAAGGGAUUUUGACCAGCAGGAGUUGGUAUUUCACUAAUCAGUUCUUGCUAGAGGUAAUUUUUCACAACAGAAUGAAAAAUUAUAGGUGCUUGACCAAUGAUUCGUCUCUUGCUUCUGCAAUUUUUGUUCCUUUUUACGCCGGUCUUGAUGUCAGUCGCUUUCUCUGGGACUCUAGCCUCACAGUGAGGGAUUCUUCCGGUUUCGACCUUGUUCAAUGGCUUGCCGGAAAACCAGAAUGGAAGAAAAUGUGGGGUAGGGAUCAUUUUCUCGUUUCGGGGAGAAUAUCUUGGGAUUUUAGAAGGCAAUACGAUAAUGAAUCUUACUGGGGUAGCAAGUUCAGGUUUCUGCCUGAAUCCAUGAACAUGUCAAUGUUAGCAGUAGAAGCAAGUUCUUGGAAUAAUGACUAUGCAAUACCAUACCCAACUUCCUUCCAUCCCUCAAAUGAUGAUGAAAUUCUCGGGUGGCAAGAGAGAAUCAGGCACCAAAAGAGACCCUAUUUGUUUACUUUCACCGGAGCUCCAAGGCCUGAACUUGAAGACUCCAUUAGAGGAAAGAUCAUAGACCACUGCAAAGCUUCAAGUGUCUGCAGGUUCGUGGAUUGUAGCAACGGCGGAGAGAAAUGUGACAACCCCAUUAAUGUUAUAGAGGUGUUUGAACAAUCUGUUUUCUGCUUGCAGCCGCCAGGUGAUUCAUACACCAGAAGAUCCAUUUUUGAUUCUAUGUUGGCGGGCUGUGUUCCUGUCUUCUUUCAUCCAGGUACAGCUUAUUCGCAGUAUUUGUGGUUUCUUCCCAAGAACAGGACCAAGUACUCUGUGUAUAUUCCUGUGAGGGAUGCGAGGGAAUGGCUUGUCAAUGUGGAGAAGGUGCUGCUGGGAAUAUCAGAGGAAGAAGUGUAUGCAAUGAGAGAUGAGGUGAUAAAGCUGAUUCCAAGGAUAAUUUAUGCAGAUCCGAGGGCUAAGUUGGAAAAUUUUGAAGAUGCAUUUGACGUAGCUGUACAAGGUAUGAUAGAAAGGAUAGAGCAGGUGAGGGAAGUCAUUAGGAAUGGAGGAGAUCCCAGUGUUGGAUUUGCAGAUGAGGAUCAUUACAAGUAUACAUUUUCAGAUAAUUAAGAUUAAGAGUAGAGGGAAGUGGCUUUUUCCCCUUUCACUUUGGGGAGGAUGCAAGGCAUAAAUUGUAGUAGUUAUGGGAAAUAAUCUAAGAUAGGGAUUAAUGAUAUAAUUGAUUGUGCAACUAUAGUAAUAUAGUAUACGUUGGUGAUCCCAGUUUUGGACGUUUGGGCAGCUGAGAUCGAAGAUUUCGCUAAUAAUAUUUCUGGGCCAAUACGCUAAAAAUGAGCAGGGAGGAUGGAGAGAGUGCGAGGGAGGGAAGGAAAGAGGUGUCGGUGGAUGCCGACAGUGAACAGUGAGGAUGGGACAGGGGAUAUGCUAUCCAUGUGACCAAACAUCCCUUCCGCCCCUUCUUGGGUGACUGUCUGACUGACUGCUGCUCCCCUUUAGCCACAAUCUUCGCCUCUGAUUGAGCAGCUAUCCGAAUCUCCCAACCUUUUAUGAAAAUUGAAAAGUCACCUUUCAUUAUUUUCCUGUGAUUUUUAUCAUUUCGUUUUCACAUCAUCCUAUUGAUUUUCAUUAACUUAUCCAA
Neltuma alba is the source of this 2360-nucleotide messenger RNA. RefSeq names its product probable xyloglucan galactosyltransferase GT14. Gene Ontology annotation, molecular function: glycosyltransferase activity. The record is from RefSeq and is a predicted model, not a curated record. The transcript has a single exon. Bases 365 to 1831 code for a protein of 488 amino acids. NCBI's taxonomy places the organism in Eukaryota, Viridiplantae, Streptophyta, Magnoliopsida, Fabales, Fabaceae.